GGCGCAGUGUGGGGGGCCGGGCGGCCGGGCGGCCCAGCAGUGCCAGGCCAGCAGCUUGAGGUGAGUGAGCUGGGCCGGGCGGCAGGCCAUGCCUGGGGGCCACGAGCAGGCGGGAGGGCCGGUCCUGCAGGCGGUGUGCCGCACCCAGCGGGGCCAGAAGACGGGCCCCAGGUCCACCCAUGCGGAGGUGAGGCGACACGAGGCUCUCUCCACCAGCCAGCGCCGUAGGAGCCGUGCCAUGUCGGCGGGCAGCUCGGGGGGCAGCUCCAUCCCCUCCACCUCCCUCCACAGCUUGCGGCGGUAGCGCCCGCUGCUAUCUGCCAGCUCCCGGCUCAUGGUUUCCAGAUCCUCCUUGGCGCUGAGGUUGCGGCCUAGCGGUUCUUCGGACGACAUCCAGAAGGGGUCAAAGGCUGGGCCCAGCAGCCGGCGCAGUCGGCCGGGCCGCAGGUGGCGAGGCUUGGGAGCGUAGCGAUAGUCCUCGGGGGACAGCGAGAGGCUGUAGGGCCGCACCGGGGCCGAGGGGCGGCCACGCAGCAGCCAGAGCACACGCUGUCCCAGGUGGUGAUAACAAAGCUGGACGUCUGGAGGUGCCCUCACUGGACAGCCCGACCUCCCUCUCCAGGGAGGGAAAUGCUGGUGAGAGGUCAGACAGAGAACAAAGCCUGCUUCAACCUCCAACCCCAGGUCCUGCUGAUGAAGGUCUGCCUCCUCCUCAUUGCUGCUGCCCAGGCUUUUCUGGAGGUCUCUUCGGAGCUAGUGGAGAAGCUACAGGCCCUUCCUCACAAAGGUUCCCACUGUUGGAUGAGGAGAGAUGCCAGGGGGCUGGAAUGCCUCCUCUGACAGCCCAGAGCUGCCAGCCGCAGGGAUCAUCGUGCCUGUCGUCUUCUCCCUCAUCUUUCUUCUGGGCACUGUUGGGAACGGACUGGUGCUGGCCGUGCUGCUGCGGAACGGCCAAGUGAAGUACAACACCACCAACCUCUUCAUCCUCAACCUGGCCGUGGCUGACCUCUGUUUCAUCAUUUGCUGUGUCCCCUUCCAAGCCACCAUUUACACCCUGGAUGGGUGGCUCUUUGGGGCCUUUGCCUGCAAAGCUGUGCAUUUCCUGAUCUACCUCACCAUGUACGCCAGCAGCUUCACCCUGGCUACAGUCUCCAUUGACAGGUACCUGGCCAUUCGCUAUCCACUGAAGUCCCGGGAUCUCCGCACUACCCAAAAUGCAGGAGUGGCCAUUGUAGUGAUUUGGUUGCUAUCACUACUCUUUGCAGGACCUUACCUCAGUUACUACCAGAUUGUCCAUUACCAUGGGGUGCCCAUCUGCGUCCCUGUCUGGGAGGACCAACGCCGGAAGAUUCUGGACAUCCUUACGUUUGUAGUUGGAUACCUCUUACCCGUGACUGUAGUGAGCCUGGCAUACGCCAGGACCAUCAAGUUCCUGUGGACCUCUGUAGACCCUAUAGAGAGGAUUUCAGAGUCCCGGAAGGCCAAGCGUAAGGUCACCAGGAUGAUUGUGGCUGUGGCCAUCCUGUUCUGCCUCUGCUGGCUUCCACACCAUCUGGUUAUCCUGUGCUUCUGGUUUGGCCACUUCCCUUUCAACCGAGCCACUUAUGCCUGCCGCCUGGCUUCCCACUGCCUUUCAUAUGCCAAUUCCUGCCUCAACCCUAUCGUCUACGCGCUCGUCUCCAAGCAUUUCCGAAAGCGUUUCAAGCAGGUCUUCACCUGCCUCAUCUUCCAGAACAAGAACAAGAAGAAGAGAAAUGGAAAUAAAGUCCAUAUGGUCACUCUGGGCAAAGGUUUCACUAACAGCACUGGAGGCUUCUUUGGAGGCAACACUGAGCUGACUCGGGUCCCAAAGGAGAACAGUAGGAAGAGGGACACUGAAGGUGCCAACCAUGCCAGAGCAUGGACUCACCAGCCACAAGAGGUUCAGAAGGAGCUGCUGGAGGAGGAAAGCUUGGUAACAACUGGCCAUCCUUUAGCCAAGACCCCUCCAAGAAGGCCCCAGGAGUGUCUGGCUGUUGAUUACAAGUGAGCAAAUGCAUCUCAGAAUGGCACAAUCCACCACAUCAAUGCAGAGCAGAGGGACGUUUUAACAUGAUGCCAUUUCUCAUGGUCCGGGGGCAGUCCAAGUCCACCUCCCUUUCUCUGGCUCCUGCACUCAGAUCAGAGACGGCCAUUGCACUUUACCAUGUUGAGUCUGUGCCAACAGCUUGGUUAUACAGCCUCUGCAGAACUCACUGGUCAUUCCUCAAUGAUACCACCAUGCCACAGCAGGUGUAGAACUGAAGGGAUUGUGUGCUGACACCUCUGUGUGCCCUCCCUGUGCACCCAUGGCUUCUCUGCAGCUCAAAGGGGAAAGGACCAUCAGUCCAGUCUCUUCCCUUGGCCCUGCCCUUCCAGGAAGUACUCAGUGGAGGAGGUUUCCUAAAGCUCUGCCCUACUUAGCCUUUGAUCUUGCAAGCAGAUACUACUGUCCACUUUCUUUUGCUGCUUGCAGUUCUGAAAUAUUUCUUUGUGGUUAUCCUCAGUUCUUCCUAAGCAACCCCUACAAAAUCUCCUCCCACCAUGCUGUUCCAUCUGAUUAAUCUCUGCUUUAUUUCUGUUUGCCUUUUGCAAAUUCCUGAAGGACCACUGCCUCCUCUUUG
Molecule: messenger RNA, 2642 nt
Organism: Gallus gallus (chicken)
Lineage: Eukaryota; Metazoa; Chordata; Aves; Galliformes; Phasianidae
Gene: GALR3
Product: galanin receptor 3
Exons: 5
Coding region: 812-2029 (405 amino acids)
Biological process (GO): adenylate cyclase-modulating G protein-coupled receptor signaling pathway; neuropeptide signaling pathway
Cellular component (GO): membrane
Molecular function (GO): galanin receptor activity
Source: RefSeq, marked validated